AUGUCGUCUGGGUCUAUAAAGAAUGUCGCAGUUAUUGGGGGUAGUGGCAAAAUAGGACGGUUUAUCGUCGAAGCUCUUCUCCAAUCCACGCACAACUACAACGUCACUGUCCUGUCCCAGGAACAAUCUGCCUACUCCGCUCCUAAAGGUGCGCGAACGGUGAAAGUGGACUACAACAACCAUUCUGCCCUCGUCUCUGUGCUAAAGGGCCAAGAUGCUGUUGUCUCUGCUGUUGGUUCGGCAGCGACCCGGGAUCAAAUCAAAAUUGCUGAUGCGGCGAUCGAAGCUGGGGUGAAACGGUUUAUUCCAGCGGAAUACGGCACUGAUAAGAACUAUCCAGGAAAUCCUCCUGAGCGAGCGCCUUCGUUUAAGGCUAAGCAGGAUGUGAAGGACUAUUUGGAUGGAAAGAUCGAGUGGACCGGUAUUCUGACGGGUCCAAUUUUUGAUCUAGCCUUUGAAGAAGGGUUCCUAGGCUUCGAUGUUCAUACCAGGACUGCGCGGUUAGACCCUAACAACCGAUCUAGCCACUUCUCGGCAUCGAGCCGUUCGCUGGUAGGCAGGGCGGUAGCCCAGGUCCUCGCGCCUGGAAUCGCACCGAGAACGGCGAACAAGUUCGUGCAUGUCCGAUCAUUAACUGUGUCUCAGGACGAACUGCUUACGGCACUGGAGAAGAUUACUGGAGAACAAUGGAAAGUUGAGACUGUUGAUUACAGUUCUUUGGUGAAGGACGCACGCAAGAGAUUGGCACAGGGCGAGUACAUGGCCGCUAUUGUGUUGAUUCAAGAGGCUUUUCUGGACCCGAAUGCUGGAAAUAAUUGGGAUGAGAGGGGAGUGGUGUCAAACAAGGAGCUUGAUUUACCGGAUGAGGAAGGGUUGGAGGAAACCCUGAGGAUUAUCUUGGGAGCGUAA
This is a messenger RNA of Penicillium canescens, 909 nucleotides long. Its product is annotated as aromatic alcohol reductase. Lineage: Eukaryota; Fungi; Ascomycota; Eurotiomycetes; Eurotiales; Aspergillaceae. The coding region runs from base 1 to 909 and encodes 302 amino acids. The record is from RefSeq and is a predicted model, not a curated record. The transcript has 4 exons. Gene Ontology annotation, molecular function: oxidoreductase activity.